AGAGCGAGCCGCGGGCGCCGGCCGGCGGCCGCCGCGUCCGUCAGACCCAGCGGGCGAGGCUCCGCGCCGGUCGGCAGCGCGCGGCCGGCAUGGCGGCGCGGAAGAGCCCCGCGCAGGAGCGGGAGCGGCCUCGCGAGCACGCCUCAGGAAAUGACCAAGUUCACACCUGGACACUAGUCACCAGCCAAGCCUUAGAUACCGCGUGGAGAGUGGUGAAGGGGUCGGUGACCUUGGCAGUUUCGCUCUUGGCAGCCAUCCUCUGCUAUUUCAGAAGGCUGCAUCUGCAUUUAGGGCACCGGCUGAAAUGGUGGAUUGGAUAUCUGCAGAGAAGAUUCAAAAGGAACCUCAGCGUGGAGGCGGAAGUUGAUUUACUCAGUUAUUGUGCAAGAGAGUGGAAAGGAGAGACACCCCAUGCCAAGCUGAUGAGGAAGGCUUACGAGGAGCUCUUUUGGCGGCGGCAUAUUAAAUGUGUUCGACAAGUCAGGAGAGACAACUAUGAUGCCCUGAGGUCGGUGCUGUUUCAGAUCUUCAGCCGGGGCCUCGCUUUCCCAUCCUGGAUGAAAGAAAAAGAUAUCGUGAAGCUUCCUGAAAAACUGCUCUUUUCGCAAGGUUGUAAUUGGAUCCAGCAGUACAGUUUUGGUCCUGAGAAGUAUACGGGUUCCAAUGUGUUUGGAAAAUUACGCAAAUGUGUGGAAUUACUGAAAACACAGUGGACUGAAUUUAGUGGAAUUAAAGAUUAUCACAAGAGAGGAAGUAUGUGCAACAUCCUUUUUUCUGAUGCUCUCCUGGAAUGUAAACUUUACGAAGCCCUGAAGUUCAUCAUGCUCUAUCAAGUCACCGAGGUUUAUGAACAAAUGAAGACCAAAAAGGUCAUCCCCAGUCUUUUUCGACUCCUGUUUACCCGGGAAACCUCAUCUGACCCCUUGAGCUUCAUGAUGAAUCACCUGAACUCUGUCGGCGACACGUGUGGACUGGAGCAGAUUGAUAUGUUUAUACUCGGAUACUCCCUGGAAGUAAAGAUAAAAGUGUUCAGACUGUUCAAGUUUAACUCCAGAGACUUUGAAGUCUGCUACCCAGAGGAGUCGCUCAGGGAGUGGCCGGAGAUCUCCCUGCUGACCGAGAACGACCGCCACUACCACAUUCCUGUCUUUUAAGUCAGGCUGGACUGGGCACCAGCUCUCGCCAGUGACAGAAGUCACCCUUGCAAGUAAUGUUUCUAGAAAACCAAAGCUGGCAUUGCUGCCCGGGAAGGAGUCGGGACCUCCCUGUCCAGGAGCACAAGUACCCUGGACAGGGGACCCCCACGGUGCCUUUCCUCUGUUCUCACUGGUUUCCUCCAGCGCAGCUGCACCAACGGGUUUGUGGGCUGGUGGUUUGACCUUGUUGGUGAAGACUCUGGUCACUUCACACACAAUAGGGCACAAGGACAUUUAGUUUGAACAAGAACAACAACAGGAAAAAAGAGAAGAAAAGGACUACGGGAAAAGGACUAAAGGGAAAGAAUUUCUUUGGCUGUAACCUUUAUGUUCUUCCUAGGAAUCUUGUCUUUGACUGAUUUGGGAUCUUCAUAAACAUUGCCUUAUUUUAUAAGCAUUACCUUCCCAGGAAUCUCUGUGGUAUAGUGAUUUUCCAGAACCCUUUGAUUAACUUUAAAAUUGUGUGUGUGUGUUUAUACUCACAUGCACAUAUACAUGUAUAGUUUUAUAUAUACAUAUCUAAACACGUACAUACACAUAGCCACUACUUUGUAAUGUUGUACAAUUUGUUUUAUAUCUCUUUACUUUUUUUGUUUUAAACUGUUGCAUCUGGCCAGUUUAAUAUGUUUUAUAUAGACCAAAAAGAGACAUUCUACAGAUUAAGGCAACUGAAUGACAAUUAUGGAACUGUCACAAAAAUAUUAAACUGGUAUAUUUUAUGUGUAUUUACAUGUAUAUUUAAUUUGUGUAGGUAAAAAUAAUGCUUGCCUUCCCCCUACUCCCCUCCGCCCCCCCCGCCCCACCCCAUAUCUGUAUUCUAAUCCCGGGAACCUGUGAAUAGGUUGGGUUAAAUGACAAAGGAGAAUAAGAUUGCAGGUGGAACUAAGGUACUAAUCCACUAACUUUGAAAUAGAGAGAGUGGUGCGGGUUCUCCAGGUGGGCCCAGCAUAAUCACAAGGGUCCUUAAAGUAGAAGAGGGGACUUGGGAGAGUAUCAGUCAGGGGGAGAUAGGAGGAAGCGACGAACGGUGAGACAGAGACGGACGCAAGGCAGCGGUUUUGUUCACUGAAGCAGCUACAAGGAGGACGUUACUGCAGUUACAUGAAGGAGCCACAGGCCAAAGACUGUGGGCGGCCUCUGGAAGCUAGAAAAGGCCAGAGAACACGUUCUCCCCUAGAGCCUCAGGCAGCAACGAGGCCCUGCCAACACUUUGAUUUUAGGCCCGUGGAACCCGUGUCAGGCCUCUAACCUAGAGACCUGCGAGAUGAUAAACGUGUUGUUAAGUUGCUAAGUUUGUGGUUCGUGUUACAGCCACGGUAGACAGCUAAUAUACUCAGGCUCGCUAACUUCUGGUCGUCUCUAUUUUGGAAAUAUUUUUCCAGUUUAUUUUGGCAGUCUUUAUUUUGGAGGUACUUUGCUAGUCCCAUUUUGUAUUUUGGCAAAUACAAAGUAACUUUUAAAAUCCUGGCUACUGGGAUACUAUUUCAAAGUUACAAACCCCUUCUAAGAAUGACUUACUUAUUAACAUGUUUGAUGCUAAUGUUUUCUCAUGUUUCCAUAUGUUUACUGUAAAUAAAAAGGAGGUAUGUUAAA
Molecule: messenger RNA, 2789 nt
Organism: Capra hircus (goat)
Lineage: Eukaryota; Metazoa; Chordata; Mammalia; Artiodactyla; Bovidae
Gene: OTULINL
Product: family with sequence similarity 105 member A
Exons: 8
Coding region: 90-1154 (354 amino acids)
Biological process (GO): protein linear deubiquitination
Cellular component (GO): cytoplasm
Molecular function (GO): cysteine-type deubiquitinase activity
Source: RefSeq, a predicted model, not a curated record